AGGUGCAGGGGCUUCACCACCAGAUGCAGCUGUGAGACAGCCAGUUUAAAGACACAGGAUAACAUCAAGAUGCCCAAGACUAAGGAAAGCAUGCUCCAGAAUAAUCCCAAUGAAGCAGAAGGUGAGGCCAACAAGCCUACAACACCAGGGCAGAGCCAAGAAGACAACUUCUGUUUAGAUGACCACUGUCAUGAGAGCCAAUCUGAAGUACUUCUCAUCACAAAUCUGAUAGAGACAGUUAACGAAGUUUCAAAGCUUAGCAUUGCUCAUGAAAUUGUGGUAAAUCAAGAUUUUUGUAUGGAAGAGAGUGUUUUACCAUCCAACAGUUUGGAAAGCAGAUUCAUGGAGAAAAUGUACAAUGCUUUUUGGGACCAUCUGAAAGAGCAGCUGUCAAGUAUUCCCCCUGACUUCACCUGUGCUCUUGAACUUCUAAAUGUAGUUAAGGAGAUUCUGCUAUCACUGCUAUUGCCACGCCAGAAUCGUCUAAGAGCAGAGAUUCACGAGGCCUUGGACAUGGAGCUCCUCACACAAGAAGCAGAGCACGGGGCCCUGGAUAUCACUCACCUGUCUGACUACAUUCUCAAUUUGAUGACUUUGCUAUGUGCACCAGUGCGAGAUGAGGCCGUGCAGAAUCUAGAGAACAUAAGGGAUCCUGUGCAGUUACUGAGAGGUAUCUUCCGUGUUCUGGGCCUGAUGAAAAUGGACAUGGUCAACUAUACAAUCCAGAGCCUUCGACCCUACCUACAGGAAAAUUCCAUCCAUUACGAAAGAGCUAAAUUCCAGGAGCUCCUUGACAAGCAGCCUAAUCUCCUUGAUUGCACUGUAAAAUGGCUAACCAAAGCAGCAUCAGACCUCACUGCAACGUCUCUGAGUUCCUCAAACUCUCCCACCUUCAACAUGACCUGUUCACUUACCAGUCAGGAAGCUCACAAAUCAGAGUGCCUCACUCCCACAAUGAUAUUAUACCAGGGUUACCUAAACAUCCUUCUCUGGGAUUCUGAAAAUGGAGAGUUCCCCGAGACACUGAUGAUGGACAAAAUCCGGCUGCAGGAAAUGGAGUCUCAGUUGCACCACUUAACCAUCUUGGCCUCAGUCUUGUUAGUGGCCAGAAGUUUCUCUGGUAAUGUUUUAUUCAGCUCACCUGAAUUUGUGGAUAAACUGAAAUAUAUAACCAAGACCCUAACAGAGGAAUUUAAUUCCAGACCUGAUGAGGUUAUGCUGAAUGUGAGUGAAAAAGUGACUCAGGAAAUCCAUGACGGCCUCAAAGGCAUGGGCCUCACUGUUCUGACCAACGAAAACAAAGCAUCUCUUACAGGGCAACUCCAAAACAUUGCCAAGAAGGACAACUGUGUUCGUAAUGUCAUUGAUCGACGGAUUCGUCUGUUUCUCAAAUGCUGUUUGGUUCGUGGCAUGCAGGAGUCUCUGCUAGACUUCCCCAGAAGCUUAAUGCUCAUUGAAGGGGAGCUGACAGAACUAGGCUGGAAGUUUGUCAAUCUGAUGCAUCACAAUCAACAGGUCUUUAGCCCUUACUAUACUGACAUCCUGGAAAAUAUCAUCAAUCCAGCUGAGGCAUGUAAAACAGAAUCGAAACCUACCCAAUAGUGCUGGAUCCCAGUUAUGGAUCCAGGAACCAAGGGAGAGGGCUUAGCAUGUUCCUGGGAAGAGAACACCUGUGGCCAGUGGAGCAUCCUAUCCUCUUCCUCACGGCAGCCAGCAACCAGCACACAGAGCUGCAAGGUUCAAGCACACACUCACACUAGCUGGCCCAACCCCCUUCAUUAAAAUAAACUUUUGAGCUGUGA
This is a messenger RNA of Talpa occidentalis (Iberian mole), 1802 nucleotides long. RefSeq names its product T-complex protein 11 X-linked protein 2-like. The transcript is spliced from 10 exons. The coding region runs from base 70 to 1602 and encodes 510 amino acids. The record is from RefSeq and is a predicted model, not a curated record. Gene Ontology annotation, biological process: regulation of sperm capacitation. NCBI's taxonomy places the organism in Eukaryota, Metazoa, Chordata, Mammalia, Eulipotyphla, Talpidae. Gene Ontology annotation, cellular component: sperm flagellum; acrosomal vesicle.